Messenger RNA from Phoenix dactylifera (date palm), 1030 nucleotides. RefSeq lists its product as uncharacterized. The record is from RefSeq and is a predicted model, not a curated record. NCBI's taxonomy places the organism in Eukaryota, Viridiplantae, Streptophyta, Magnoliopsida, Arecales, Arecaceae.
CCAGAGAGAGAGAGAGAGAUGGCGAGCUACCCCUGUGAACCAGAGACCCCUGUUUCGAUCUCAAACCCUAACACUAGCGUCUUCCCGGCGGCGGUGGAGGAGGAGGAGGAGAUCUUGUUUGAGGGGAGGGUGAGGAGGGAGGAGGCGUGGCCGAGGAAGAGCGGUGAGGUGAUGCUGGAGGGAUACGUGGAGGCGGCGGACGGCGGCGGGGAGGAGGGGUACGGAAGGACCAGGAACCUGACGGACGAUGACCUGGAGGACCUCAAGGGGUGCCUCGACUUGGGGUUUGGGUUCAGCUACGAGGAGAUCCCCGAGCUUUGUAACACCCUUCCGGCCCUCGAGCUCUGCUACUCCAUGAGCCACCGGUUCCUCGACGAGCACCUGCAGCAGCAGCAGCACGGAUCGCCGGAUGGAUCCGGGGAUGCCGUGGAGCAGUGCGCCGCGAUGAGCUCGCCUCCCAUCGCCAAUUGGAGAAUCUCCAGCCCUGGUGACCAGCCUGAAGAUGUUAAAGCAAGGCUGAAGUAUUGGGCCCAAACAGUGGCAUGCACUGUUAGAUUAUGCAGCUGACUGAAGUUGCAUACUUGAUUUCAUCUACUAUGAUGGAUUAUCGCUAUCAACUUCCAGGGCUUCCUUUUUGUAGAGUAAAUCCUCUACAUAGGCUUCCCAGCUUGAUGCCAUCAGGAUGCUGCUAUUCUUUCACUAGAGAUGCUUCUGCCAGAAGUGGCACAUUGGAAGAAGAGGAGGAAGAGGAAGAAGAAGUGGAAAUAGAAGGAAGAGAUGGUCUGAGAUUGGAGAUUAAAAUUAUUUCAUGUGUGACCAGCAUUACCUAUCAACGAGCAUGGUUAUAUUGUUUCAUGUACGAUAACUAAAAUGAGUGAAUGUUUUUUCUCCAUUGUAAUGAUAUCCAUAUAUAUUCUUAAAUCUCUUCUCUGCAAAUAUAUUUUUCUUGUAAAAGGAGAAUAAGUAACUCAGCUUACUGGCAGAAUGAAUCCAACAGGCAGUCUGAACUCUCGGCUGUUCCUUUUUUUCC